UAAGACUCUCGUGAACAUGCAAUUGCAAAUGCACAAUAUCACGAGUGCGAGUAGAAAAUAUUGGUGAGCUAUAAGGAAAUCAGAAGAAAUGGCAAACCCCAAGGUUUUCUUCGACAUGACAGUCGACGGCCAACCAGCUGGCCGCAUCGUGAUGGAGCUCUACGCCGACGUUGUUCCGAAGACCGCUGAGAACUUCCGCGCACUCUGCACCGGUGAGAAAGGCACAGGGAAAUCCGGCAAGCCGCUCCAUUUCAAAGGCUCGACUUUCCACCGCGUGAUCCCCAACUUCAUGUGUCAAGGGGGAGAUUUCACCGCCGGGAACGGCACUGGUGGGGAAUCGAUCUACGGAUCGAAAUUCGAAGACGAGAACUUCGUGAAGAAGCACACUGGACCGGGGGUGUUGUCGAUGGCGAAUGCAGGACCGGGGACGAAUGGGUCACAGUUCUUCAUCUGCACUGCUAAGACGGAGUGGCUAGAUGGGAAGCACGUGGUGUUUGGGCAGGUGGUUGAGGGUUACGACGUGGUGAAGGCGAUCGAGAAGGUUGGAUCUGGUGGGGGGAAGACGUCGAAGCCGGUGGUGAUCGCUGACUGUGGCCAACUUUAGAUCUAUCUCGUGAUGAUCUUUGUAUCAAGAUCUGAUGAUACUGAUCUGAUCCAUGUUUUAGAUUUUCUUUGCUCUCAUAAUGUGUGGGCUAUUUCGUAGCCAACUAGCCAUGUUUAAGUUGAAUAUCAUCAAGUUCAACUAAUUUCGAAUAAGAUGGAAUUAAUUAGGUUAAUUACCGAAUAUUAAUAUCCAA
Sesamum indicum (sesame) is the source of this 797-nucleotide messenger RNA. RefSeq names its product peptidyl-prolyl cis-trans isomerase 2. Gene Ontology annotation, biological process: protein peptidyl-prolyl isomerization; protein folding. Gene Ontology annotation, cellular component: cytoplasm. The record is from RefSeq and is a predicted model, not a curated record. Lineage: Eukaryota; Viridiplantae; Streptophyta; Magnoliopsida; Lamiales; Pedaliaceae. Gene Ontology annotation, molecular function: cyclosporin A binding; peptidyl-prolyl cis-trans isomerase activity.